AUGAAUUGGAGUUUGGGCAAGCAUGCACUAGUAAAUGGUGACUCCCUGAGUGGAACCUCUGAUUUGAAAGGUGUGAUUAAACAGUUCAUAAAACAGCCAGUGCAUGAGUCUGAGCUUGUUGCGGUGCAGUGUCCAGUCUUGGUGUGGAGAGCAGCCAGUGAAACGCAUGAAAAAGAGAUUUUGAUGAGAUGUAAGGACCAACUGCUAGGCUUCACCUAA
Molecule: messenger RNA, 219 nt
Organism: Sphenostylis stenocarpa
Lineage: Eukaryota; Viridiplantae; Streptophyta; Magnoliopsida; Fabales; Fabaceae
Source: the annotation of a GenBank genome assembly